Molecule: messenger RNA, 399 nt
Organism: Ostertagia ostertagi
Lineage: Eukaryota; Metazoa; Nematoda; Chromadorea; Rhabditida; Trichostrongylidae
Source: the annotation of a GenBank genome assembly
AUGGUUCCACAGCUCACGGAAUGCUCUGUAACGCCAGUGGAGUAUCACGACGUGUCUGACGCAACAAUGACAGCUCUGCCCAUCUAUGACCCAGCUUGCUACCGAUGCUCUGAAGCUCGCUUUGCUGAUCGACUAUGCGAAACGCUGGACUACGAAUACUGUAAUGGACGACAAAAACAAAGACAGCCUCUCGAACUACAUUGCAAGAUCGCAAAGGAAAGGAAGAACGAUAAGGGAUGCGGUGAUGCGUUGGGUCAGACGCAAGUCAGAGCAGUGCAGAAGCCGAAUGCGAAGCACUGGACAGACAUCACAACGUUAGAAGAAAGAAAAUCUGGUGAAGAGCUGCUCGCUGUAUUACAUAUUAUUGUUACAGUUAUUCCAAGUAAAACUGACUUUAUA